ACAUUUUGUUUCCUGUGAUCUUCUAGGUCGUAUUAUCUCUCUCUGCUGGCAUCCCUCUGGUACAUUGAUAGCUGCUGGCAUGAUGGACAUGAUAAAAAUCUUUGAUGCUGAGUCGGGCCGUGCCACACACAGACUGCUGGUGGAGAGAGGAGUCGGAGCAUCAAAGAGUAGAGAGGUUGUGGUUUGGAGCAUCGCCUUCCUGUCAGAUCACACUAUCAUAAGCGGUGACUCGGCAGGAAAGGUCCAGGUCUGGGAUGGACUCACAGGGACUCUGGUCAGAACCCACCUAGUCACCAAGUGGGACGUUCUGGCCCUGUCUUCUUCCCAGGACGAGAGCAGCGUGGUAGCCGGGACGUCAGAGGGCACGGUGGUCCAGUUUCAGUUCCUCUCCUCUAAUGUUGGCCAGCAGGAUAAGGAAUGGGUCCGAACAAGGACCUUUAAAAACCACUCCCAUGAUGUGAGGGGGCUCGCUCAAACCGACACAGCUGUGGUUUCUGGAGGUAUGGACACCCAACUGGUAGUGCGCCCCCUUUUGGACAAGGUGGAGAAGAACACCCAGGAGUCAGCACUGCGCAAAAUUGCUUUCCCACAUAGAAGCCUGGUUUGUUGUGCAAAGAAAACAGGACUGCUGCUCUUCCAGUUCCCCGAUCAUUUGGAGCUGUGGAGACUAGGGGAGAGUAAUGGACAUGGAAGUCCUGGUGACAGUCUGCCUGUGAAGAGGAAACCAGAGAAGCUGAUCCAGCUGAAGAGGAAGGUGUGUACUAAUGUUGUGUAUCUAAACCGAUCAGCCAUAACAUUAUGACCACUGACAAGGGAA
Messenger RNA from Notothenia coriiceps (black rockcod), 817 nucleotides. Its product is annotated as cirhin-like. Gene Ontology annotation, biological process: maturation of SSU-rRNA from tricistronic rRNA transcript (SSU-rRNA, 5.8S rRNA, LSU-rRNA). The annotation marks the transcript as partial. The transcript is spliced from 6 exons. Lineage: Eukaryota; Metazoa; Chordata; Actinopteri; Perciformes; Nototheniidae. Gene Ontology annotation, cellular component: 90S preribosome; t-UTP complex; small-subunit processome. Gene Ontology annotation, molecular function: RNA binding; protein binding. The record is from RefSeq and is a predicted model, not a curated record.